Molecule: messenger RNA, 1616 nt
Organism: Pararge aegeria (speckled wood butterfly)
Lineage: Eukaryota; Metazoa; Arthropoda; Insecta; Lepidoptera; Nymphalidae
Gene: yps
Product: Y-box factor homolog
Exons: 5
Coding region: 107-889 (260 amino acids)
Biological process (GO): regulation of gene expression
Cellular component (GO): nucleus
Molecular function (GO): nucleic acid binding
Source: RefSeq, a predicted model, not a curated record
UUCAGCUUGGUCAGUCCACUUUUAACUAUCGAAGAGCAGUGAACAUCGAGGAGAGGUCGUGGAGGAAUUUACCAUCUAGCCACCAUCGCCGUUCGCCAAUUACACCAUGGCUGAUACCGAAAAGGCGCCGCAGCCGCAGCCCCAACAGCAGCAGCAAUCGGAGCAGCAACCACAACCCCAGCCAGCUAAGGCGGCUAAACAAAAGCAGAUCAUUGCUGAAAAAGUUUCGGGCACUGUCAAAUGGUUCAACGUCAAGAGUGGAUAUGGUUUCAUCAACAGGAAUGACACUAAGGAGGAUGUCUUUGUACAUCAAACUGCGAUCGCCCGGAACAAUCCGCGGAAGGCUGUGCGAUCGGUCGGCGACGGCGAGGCUGUGGAGUUUGCCGUUGUGGCCGGCGAGAAAGGCUAUGAAGCAGCCGGAGUAACCGGCCCCGACGGCGAGCCGGUCAAAGGCUCGCCCUACGCAGCCGACAAGCGUCGCGGUUUUCCGCGCCAAUACUACCCUCGGCAAGGAGCCGGACGUGGCGGCGAGGGGGCUCCACGCAGAGGUGGCAUGGGACGGCGCGGGCCCCCGCCCACUCAAGGGGGCGCGCAGGGGGACGAGGGGCAAGAUGGCGCAGGGGCACCACCGCAGCGCUACUUCCGCCGUAACUUCCGUGGCGGAAGGCGCGGCGGUGGGCCGCGACCGCUGUACCGCGGCGGGUACCGGUACGUGCGCCCGCGCAGCAACCAACAAGGACAGCCCCCGCGGCAGAACGGCCAGGAAGGGGAGGCGCAGGGCUCGGCGGCCGCAGCCGCGGCGCCGGCGCCUGGCAAGGGCAAGGCGCACAGCAAGCCUGCGGUUCCGUGCAACGUUAUCGAGGUCACCACCAACGAGAGCCAGGCAUAGAGCGCCAGUGCGGCACGCCCCAGUAGUGCAUGUUUAUUCCAGCCGUGCCGCACACCAUCAACACUGUCGUCUAUCUAUUCAACUAACGAUUCGUGUGUUACGUUUCAUUAUGGCGAUCUAUGAUCAGAUCAUUGUACACCAUUUUAUGUCUAGACAUGUUAAUGGGGAUAACAAGAGUGGAACUGCAUAGUAUCAUGGAUCAGAGAUGUGAUAUUUUUAUUAUUUUAUAAUAAUGUGUUGUAUUUUACCAUAGGGCUGCUGAGCGGCGAGCGAUAGUAUCUAAUGAUAUUUUACUAUUUUAAUGAGUAUUAUAGGUCGCCGCGAGCACUUGCCUCAUUGAAAUUGCGUGUUUUGAUAUUUAAAAUGUUUUUGAAGGAUUAUUGGUAUACUUGUAAAGAAAAUUAUAAAAAUGUCCUCUAACUGAGAUGUUGUGCAAUUUUAAAUUAUAAAGUUUUACUUAUUUAUUGUAUAUGUGUCGAGAUAUGAUAUGCAGGUCCCGUGGCCCCAAAUAAUCUGAUAUUUUUAGGCAUGCGGAUUUAUUUUUAUCAACUUCUACAACUAUUAAAGCUAGAAGCACAAGGUUAAGGUAACGAUUUUAAAUAAUCAUUUUUCUGUUAUCUUAGUCUCGUGUAGGGCUAAAAUUAUGCAUAAUUUUCCGAAAUUUUAGUACCUAGUGUUUUUAACUUUUGACAAAUCCGGAAAUAAACUUCUUUUUACCUGUGUGAAA